Molecule: messenger RNA, 843 nt
Organism: Exophiala aquamarina CBS 119918
Lineage: Eukaryota; Fungi; Ascomycota; Eurotiomycetes; Chaetothyriales; Herpotrichiellaceae
Exons: 3
Coding region: 1-843 (280 amino acids)
Source: RefSeq, a predicted model, not a curated record
AUGAACUCCUUCGUGCCGACACAGGCACUCAUCGAGCAAUACCAUCGCGAUGGAUAUUUGUUGCUCCCAGCGGAGGAACAUGGUCUUGUUGACCCAAGGGACCUCCAGCAGUGGACAAAACAGGUCAAAGAGUGGCCGGCUGCGAAGGGGAAAUGGAUGCCGUAUCAUGAGGUGAAUGUCAGUGGAGAAAGACAACUGAUGAGGACGGAGAACUUUGUCGACUAUCAUUCCCAGUUCAAGGAGUUGCUUUGUGGAGACGCUAUUGCGCAAAUAUUGAAGAGCAUUUCUGGGGAUGAAAUGCUCUUGUUCAAGGACAAGAUCAAUUACAAGCUGCCCCUUGGAAAUGGGUUCGCUGCACAUCUCGAUGCUCCUGCAUAUGACCAUAUCGGCAAGAUCGAACAUUUGACUACAAACUUCUCCGUCGACGAAGCAACGCCAGAGAAUGGGUGUAUUGAAGUUGUUCCAGGUUCACAUAAGAUGGACGUGGAACUGUCACAUGGCGGUGCCAUCUCUCAAGCAUGGCAAGAUAGCCAUGUGUGGAGAAAAGUCCCUCUGCAUCCGGGUGAUAUGCUAUUGUUCGGUAGUCACCUUGCACACCGGAGUGGACCUAAUCGAACCAACACCAGCAGAAGCAUGAUCUAUGCCACUUACCAUGGCAAAAGCGACGGGGAGAACCUCAGACAAGAAUAUUACCGACAUAGAAGAGAGAAUUUUCCACCUGAUAGUGAGCGGGUCGAGGGUAAGGACUAUUCACAAGGGUAUAAGACAUAUGGAUUUGCUGCGCCUUUCAUGUCGGAGCAGCAAGUUGAACAGGAUAAGACGACGGUACAAGCUGUUCAUUAA